Messenger RNA from Parus major (Great Tit), 2075 nucleotides. RefSeq names its product calumenin (gene CALU). Lineage: Eukaryota; Metazoa; Chordata; Aves; Passeriformes; Paridae. The record is from RefSeq and is a predicted model, not a curated record. The annotation marks the transcript as partial. Gene Ontology annotation, molecular function: calcium ion binding. Gene Ontology annotation, cellular component: endoplasmic reticulum. The transcript is spliced from 5 exons.
GGUGACCUCGACUUGCCCCCUCUGCCCCUUCCAUUCCCUCCCUGCUUUUUAAGUUUUGCUGGGUUUCUCUGUGUUUCCUACAGGAAGAUUGUAGGGAAGAUAGACGAGGAUGGAGAUGGGUUUGUGACAGUGGAGGAGCUCAAGGCCUGGAUCAAGUUUGCCCAAAAGCGCUGGAUUUACGAGGAUGUGGAGCGCCAAUGGAAGGGCCAUGACCUCAACGAGGACGGGCUUGUUUCCUGGGAGGAGUAUAAAAAUGCCACCUAUGGAUAUAUCCUGGACGAUCCAGACCCUGACGAUGGCUUCAACUACAAACAGAUGAUGGUGCGGGACGAGCGGCGCUUCAAGAUGGCAGACAAGGAUGGGGACCUGGCGGCCACCAAGGAGGAGUUCACGGCCUUCCUGCACCCCGAGGAGUAUGACUACAUGAAGGACAUCGUCGUGCAGGAAACCAUGGAGGACAUCGACAAGAACGGCGAUGGUUUCAUUGACCUGGAGGAGUACAUUGGUGACAUGUACAGCCAGGAUGGCGACGCCGAUGAGCCCGAGUGGGUGAAGACGGAGCGGGAACAGUUUGUAGAAUUCCGGGACAAGAACCGGGAUGGGAAGAUGGACAAGGAGGAGACCAAGGAUUGGAUUCUGCCCUCGGACUACGACCACGCCGAGGCUGAGGCCCGGCACCUCGUCUAUGAGUCCGACCAGGACAAGGNNGGGAAGCUGACACGGGAGGAGAUCGUGGACAAGUCAGACCUGUUCGUGGGCAGCCAGGCCACGGACUUUGGGGAGGCGCUGGUGCGGCACGACGAGUUCUAGGCUCGACGCCUGUUCGUGGGCUCCGUCCCUCGCCGAGGCCGCUCCGCCGCGGAGAAGCCCCAUCCCGGCUCCCGGGGCUCGGGAAAGCCACGCUCCCCAGGCACUUGGGGCUCGUCUCGUGGGUUUUCCCCGGAUUUUAAUGACUUUUGGGUUAUUUUUGUAUGUUUUGGUUUUACCACAUGUGGGAACGGCUCCCCUGGCGCGGGGGCAGCGACGGGGGCUGCCCAGGGCUGCGGGGCCGGGGGGGGAGUGGGAAAUUCACAGAGGGACUGGGAGUGGAAUUGCAGUUGGAAUAAAAAUUAGAAUUGGAAUUGGAAUUAAAGUUGAAAUUGAAAUUAAAAUUGGAAUUUGAAUUGGAUUGAAACUUGAAUUAAAAAUGGAAUUGGAAUUAAACAUUGAAAUCAAAAUCGAAAAUUGAAAUUGAAACGGAAUUAGAACCAAAGAAGUAAAAUUGAAUUAAAUGGAAACAUUGAUGUGAAAUUGGAAUAAAAAGUGAACAUUGAAAUGAAAAUUCGAACCCAAGAAAACCCUCAGCAGUGUCAGAGCAGCAGCAGGACUCAGAGGGUGACUCGGAGGUGACCCCAGGGAGGUUGGAGCCUCCUCCCCUGUCGCUGCCCCGUGGGAUCUGGGCAAGACCCUUCCCCCCAGCCCCGCUCCAAGUGCCUUGAACCCCCCAGACCUCUGGGGAAGGGCCUCAUCCCACCAUCCCAGCCCGCUCUGGGACAAUCCCCAGGGUUUUCUCUCUUCUGUGUUGUUUGUCCCCCUGCAGCCACCAGAGCUGUGUGGAAUUGGGCCCUGCUAUCUCCAAAUUCCCAAGUUUUCCUUUAAAUCCUUUCCCAAAGGUUUCCAAGGGCUGACUGGAUCCUCCCAUUUCCUUCUCCUCCUCCUCUUUCUACUCCUCCUUUUCCUCCCCUCCCUAAAUCCAGUGGUGAGUGGGUCGGGAAUGUGGCCCCGUGCAGGGUUUGGGGGGUGCUGGGGGUGAUCUGGGAACGUCGGGGUUGGUUUGGGACACCAGGGAUGAUUUGGGAUGGCAGAAGUGAUUUUUGGAACCCUGGGAAAGCCUCUGGUGCAGACACCCAGCCCAGCAGCAGCCCCUCUCCUAGCAUCCCCCCAUCCAGGAGGAUCUGGGGCCCUGUGACAACUCUGGACGUGGAUUUUUCCCCUCCUCCGGGUUUAUUCCUCGGUUUUCUCCUCGGGCUGACUGAAGGGAUCCAUUUGGUUGGAACUCAAUAAAUCUGUUCAGCCCCGACGGGGCCGGACCUCAA